Molecule: messenger RNA, 1278 nt
Organism: Effrenium voratum
Lineage: Eukaryota; Dinophyceae; Suessiales; Symbiodiniaceae
Source: the annotation of a GenBank genome assembly
UUGUUUCAGUUUCACCGUUUUUUCCCGCCCUUCAGCCAUGACGGAUUGGUGGACACAACCCGACUAUUACCGUAGGAUCAAUUAUGACUUAGAUUCUCGGGAUGAUCCGUGGAACGCGGGCAUUAGCUGGGGACAGUGGGACUACGCCACCGCUACGCAGUCCCCCGACCCUGGCACACAACACACGCAGCCUGCGGUUACCCAGCAACCAACGCCGUGCACAUCACAACACCCGCCGGCGCAGCCGGCGCCCCGGCCCACAGCCCCCGCGACUACGACAACCCCACAGGUCCCUGAGCCACAACGGCCCGCUCCGUCACCACCUACCACUGCUACACCCACAGUUUCACCACCUGCACCAACGCCCAACCAACCAGUUGCACCGCAGCCCCCCAUUGCUGGGGUACAAGGUAAGGGACUCUCACCCAUCGAUGCCGCCUGUAGUGAUGGCAAAGGAAUGAUGUUCAAGGGAAAGGAUGGCAAGGACGGCAAAGACGGCAAACAUGGCAAGGACUUUUACGGCAAGGAUGGCAAGGACUUCAAAGGCAAGGACGGCAAGGGAGAUGGCAAGGUCGGCAAGGAUGGCCAACAGGGGAAAAAUGACCACGACACGCAGAAUCCUGGGGCCAACCCCACUCCAGGCCCCGCCACUGCCCCCCCGGUCACCACUACGACCAAUACGAUGCCGGCACCGUCGGCUCCCGAAGCCCAACCUCCACAGCUCCCCGCCAAUGCAUUGAGCCGGGAUAGCACGACCACUCCUAACCCAACCACCCUCGGCACUCAGGCACCUCAGAUGGCACAGUCCACCCAGCCCACGCAUCUCACCCUGCGGUCACACUCUGGCCCUGAGCCUACCACUGACGCAUUCUCGCGUCGAGGUUGGCCCUGGCCUGUCGACGUCGACUCGGCGGCACAUCCCGUAUCGGCGAUGAUUGCCUUCCAAGUACAGCAGCUUGAGUUACAGCUGCAAGACAGCCGGAUCCAACAACGUGAAGGGCUUCGAUCGCUGCGGCUGGCCAACCGGGCAUGGCAGCGUGCAAACCCCCCCGCGGGCAGCACGCUCAAUCCAGUGCCACGUGAACUCGUCGACGAGCUCCUCUCAGCGUUCCAGGACCAUGAAAACCAGGUGGUCAGCUUAGUAGACCGUGUGCACGCAGGCAACGCCAACCUUACGGCCGAUGACGUGGUUUCGUCGUUGCACCACAUUCGAUUGUCAGCUUCCUUGCUUCGUAGCACCUUGGUGCGCGCGGCGGGUCAGUGACUACCCGGCAUCAC